Messenger RNA from Zea mays, 627 nucleotides. RefSeq lists its product as uncharacterized. Lineage: Eukaryota; Viridiplantae; Streptophyta; Magnoliopsida; Poales; Poaceae. The transcript has 4 exons. The record is from RefSeq and is marked validated. Bases 200 to 388 code for a protein of 62 amino acids.
UCCCCCGACCAAAAGAUUCCCACGGGCUCGCCGCUCGCAUCUCGCCAGCGCGAACGCAGCCUCCGUGCAUAUCACCAGCCUCCUCGCGCACCCGGUCCCGCUUGCCUUUCCCCACCUACUCGCCGUCGCGGUGCCGUGCGCCGGUGCUGUUCAGUCUAGGGUUUCGGCCCUCGCCCGCCGAUCCGUCCCCCCGCCGGCCAUGUCGAAGCAAGGAGGGAAGGCCAAGCCGCUGAAGGCGCCCAAGGUCGACAAGAAGGAGUACGACGAGAGUGAUCUUGCUUAUUUGCAGAAGAAAAAAGAUGAGGAAAAGGCGCUGAAGGAGCUGAAGGCCAAGGCACAGAAGGGCGCAAUUGGAGGCUCGGGUCUCAAGAAAAGUGGAAAGAAAUGAGCAUUGCCCACCCACCCAUCUCCAAAACACCUAAGAGAACGAUAAGACAGCUGCUUAUCUGUGUUGCGCUUCACUAUAUGAUAUAUGUGGCUGUGAGACAAUGUUGCCUCUUGUAUUCCGUGUUUCGCGGUGUUCCAGUUGGUUUGCUUGAUCCGAAGAUGUUUCAGCCUCUCAUCUGCUAGCUUUGAUACACGAGUUAUUUGCUAUUAUGAUAUUCAUUUGAAGUGGAUUCUUCGGCA